Messenger RNA from Boeremia exigua, 1137 nucleotides. Its product is annotated as PAP2 superfamily-domain-containing protein. Gene Ontology annotation, cellular component: inositol phosphoceramide synthase complex. Gene Ontology annotation, biological process: sphingolipid biosynthetic process; inositol phosphoceramide metabolic process. The transcript has 2 exons. The record is from RefSeq and is a predicted model, not a curated record. NCBI's taxonomy places the organism in Eukaryota, Fungi, Ascomycota, Dothideomycetes, Pleosporales, Didymellaceae. Gene Ontology annotation, molecular function: inositol phosphoceramide synthase activity. Bases 1 to 1137 code for a protein of 378 amino acids.
AUGGUAGCGAGCAUCCUCUUUGGCGCGAUGGCGCUGACGCGGCGCCGCAACUUCCGCAUCUUCGACCGGUCCAACGACGCCAGCGUGGGGUAUCUGGACGGCGACGCACACGGGUCCUCGGACGCGCUGCUGGCGUUCCCCGACGACGACAGCGACCCGGGGCACGUCAGCACGGCCAAGUAUCCGCCCAAGGUGCGCCGCUGGUGCUGCACCAAGGUGGUCACGCCGAAUACCUCGCGCUUCCGGAAUAACAUCCACAGCCGCGUGCUGCAGCGGUUCCCGUUCCUGAUCGAGAUGUUCUACUGGGUCAUCAACUACGCCUUCUACCGGCUGACGGCGGUGCUGUCGGCGAAGCUGUUUGCCGGGCGGGGCAUCUGGGAUGUGUCGCAGGAGCACGGGAUUGCGGUGCUGGACGCGGAGGAGCACGGAAUGCUGAGUUUCCUGUUUCCGAUCCGCGAGCAGAGCGUGCAGCAGUGGUUCAUGCACGGGCACCAGGACGCGCUGACGGUGCUGAACAAGUGCUACGCGCUGAUCCACAUCCCGGGGACCGUUGGGUUCAUCUGCUGGUACUACUACGUCGCGCCGUCGUUCGACACGUUUGCGAUUGCGCGCCGCACGCUGACGCUGACCAACUUCUGCGCCUUCAUCACCUUCGUCGUGUACCCGUGCAUGCCGCCGCGGCUGCUGCCCUCGAAGUACGGGUUCCUGGACACGGUGCGCCACGACGACGCGCAGAGCGUGUGGAUGAGCGGCAAGUACGUGAACCAGCUGGCGGCGAUGCCGUCGAUGCACUUUGGCUACUCGUUCUGCAUCGGGAUGACGAUGAUCUACCACUCGGGGCUGUUCCGGCGGACGCUGGAGCUGGGCGAGGUGCGCAAGAACGCGUUCUGGAAGAUGUUCUACCUGUGUCUCGGGCUGGGGUAUCCGACCUUCAUCCUCGUGACGAUUGUGGCGACGGCGAACCACUACUUCAUGGACGCCAUGGUGGCGGUGUCGUUUGUGCUGCUGGCGUUCCUGUGCAAUAAGGUGUUCUACGUCUUCAUCCCGCUCGAGGAUCUGCUACUGUAUGUUAUCCGGGCGGACAAGCCGGUGCCGUCAACGGGCGACCGCUUCCACGAGCGCGGCGGGCGCUUGUAG